Molecule: messenger RNA, 3107 nt
Organism: Gracilinanus agilis (Agile Gracile Mouse Opossum)
Lineage: Eukaryota; Metazoa; Chordata; Mammalia; Didelphimorphia; Didelphidae
Gene: FZD4
Product: frizzled class receptor 4
Exons: 2
Coding region: 384-2015 (543 amino acids)
Biological process (GO): non-canonical Wnt signaling pathway; retina vasculature morphogenesis in camera-type eye; canonical Wnt signaling pathway
Cellular component (GO): plasma membrane
Molecular function (GO): Wnt-protein binding; Wnt receptor activity
Source: RefSeq, a predicted model, not a curated record
GCAGCGCAACGCGGAGCAGCCCAGCCUGCGCUGAGAAACGGUGCGGAGCACGAGAGCCUAAGAGCCCGGAGCCGGGGUGGCUGCUACUUGCAGCCAUGACCCCAGGAGUUCCCCCCUCCGCCGGGGGCCGGGGCAUUUGAUACCCUGCACAGCCGCUUGCAGCUGCCCCUGGAGGUAGCCACUGUCUUCCUCCUGCUUCUGCUGCUCUCUCUCUCCCUCUCCCACUUCUUGCUUGGGCUCUGUGGCUGCAGUCACCCCGGAGUGGGGGCCACCUCCCCUCCCUCGCCCGCCAGCUCGUCUUGCAAACUGGGGGUGUCUGGGCCAGCGGCAGGAGCCGCCGCCGGAGCCUCCGCCGCCGCCUCCCCCUCCCCCUGGCCCUGGCCAUGGCCCGGUGGGUCCUGGAACUGAGGGUCCCGGGGGCGUCCGGCGGCGUCUGCUUCAGCCUCUCACCGCCACCACCACUGUUGCUGCUGCUGCUGCUGCUGCUGCUGCUGGGGCAGACGCGGGCUUUUGGGGACGAGGAGGAGAGGCGCUGCGACCCCAUUCGGAUCUCGAUGUGCCAGAACCUGGGGUACAACGUGACCAAGAUGCCCAACUUGGUGGGGCACGAGCUGCAGACGGACGCCGAGCUGCAGCUCACCACCUUUACCCCGCUCAUCCAGUACGGCUGUUCCAGCCAGCUACAGUUCUUCCUUUGUUCUGUGUAUGUGCCAAUGUGCACAGAGAAGAUCAACAUCCCCAUCGGUCCCUGCGGAGGUAUGUGCCUGUCGGUCAAGAGGAGGUGUGAGCCUGUUCUGAAGGAGUUUGGGUUCGCCUGGCCCGACAGCCUCAACUGCAGCAAGUUCCCCCCCCAGAAUGACCAUAACCACAUGUGCAUGGAAGGCCCUGGGGAUGAAGAGGUCCCCCUGGCCCACAAGACGCCCAUUCAGCCCGGAGAAGAGUGCCACGCCAUGGGCGCGCACUCCGACCAGUACAUCUGGGUGAAAAGGAGCCUGAACUGCGUGCUCAAGUGCGGCUAUGACGCCGGCUUGUACAACAGGUCGGCCAAGGAGUUCACCGACAUCUGGAUGGCGAUGUGGGCCAGCCUGUGCUUCGUAUCGACCGCCUUCACGGUGCUGACCUUCCUGAUCGACUCCUCCAGGUUCUCUUACCCCGAGCGGCCCAUCAUCUUUCUCAGUAUGUGCUACAAUAUUUAUAGCAUCGCUUAUAUUGUGAGGCUGACCGUGGGCCGGGAAAGGAUAUCCUGCGAUUUUGAAGAGGCGGCAGAGCCGGUUCUCAUCCAAGAAGGUCUUAAGAACACAGGAUGUGCUAUAAUUUUCCUCCUGAUGUACUUCUUCGGGAUGGCCAGCUCCAUCUGGUGGGUCAUUCUGACACUCACUUGGUUCCUGGCAGCGGGACUCAAAUGGGGUCACGAGGCCAUCGAGAUGCACAGCUCCUAUUUCCACAUCGCCGCCUGGGCCAUCCCGGCCGUGAAAACCAUCGUCAUCUUGAUCAUGAGACUGGUGGAUGCGGAUGAGCUCACGGGCCUGUGCUACGUCGGCAACCAGAACCUGGACGCGCUCACGGGCUUCGUGGUGGCUCCCCUCUUCACCUACCUGGUGAUCGGGACCCUGUUCAUCGCCGCAGGCUUGGUGGCCUUGUUCAAAAUCCGAUCCAAUCUCCAAAAGGAUGGGACGAAAACGGACAAGCUGGAAAGGCUGAUGGUCAAAAUCGGAGUCUUCUCGGUGUUGUAUACGGUGCCGGCCACGUGCGUGAUUGCUUGCUAUUUCUACGAGAUCUCCAAUUGGACGCUCUUCCUCUAUUCGGCCGAUGAUUCAAACAUGGCGGUGGAGAUGCUGAAAAUCUUUAUGUCUUUGUUGGUGGGGAUCACUUCUGGCAUGUGGAUCUGGUCCGCGAAGACGCUGCACACGUGGCAGAAGUGCUCCAACAGGCUGGUGAACUCGGGGAAGGUAAAACGAGAGAAGAGGGGAGAUGGUUGGAUAAAGCCUGGGAAAGGAAACGAAACUGUAGUGUAAACAGAGCCAACGUGCGGAGCCCCCCAAGGGGGAGAUGCUCGCACGCUGGUAGAGACGCGGUGCCCCCUCCCCCAGUUUUAUGCAAUAACCCCAUUUGAACACGGCUCGUAUGUACGAGUAAGCAACACAUGUCAAAAAACAAACAGCCCCAGACACAUCACCAGAACAGCAUUUCUGCUGGCCAGCAGUGGCGUUCUCCCAAACAGAAAGGCCAGCAGAGGCUUUCAAAGCUGUGAAAAAUCAGACCCCCUGAUCACUUUAGCAGGCUGCAGCCUGGAGUCCUGGAGUCCUGGACAGACCUUGCAGCUUUAGUGGCCCCUGCUCGGUCACAGCUUAUCAGAGCUGUGGCUCGUAACUGGCAGGGAGAAAGGUUAACUUUUUCUUAAACCCUUUAAAAUUUGGAAUACUAACUGGGUCUUUCCAAUAGUUAACCCAAACCAAUAAACACUGGAAAUGUUGAGUUCAGAGAAAUGUUACAAGGGUUUUCCAGUUUGGUUUUCUUGAAGGUGUUUACAGCAUUAACUUAAACAUUUUCCAUGGUGCCCAGUUGGCUUCUCAGAGCUGUGCCAGUCACACCCCCAGUGGUGAUGUAAAAAUACUUUAUUGUCUUGGUCAUGAAAUAGAAUUGUUUGGGCAAAGCAUAAAAAGCACACAGAGGGGUCCAGUGGAUUAAAAAACAAAACAAAACAAAACAAAACAGAGAAACCUAAUGUCAGUAUCUCCUUGUGUUCCAGGAUGUUACUCUCCCACUCCUUUUGCACCUCACAUUCUGCAUUAAUGACUUAAAAGCAUAUCUUUAUGCUAAUUAAAAAAAAUUACAACAUGACCAAGGGUUUGGGGGAUGGGGAAUCGAGGGUGAUUCACUUUCUGACAAUCACUUAAUUCAGAGAAAAACGAGAUUUACCCAGUCUACUUACCUUACACACCCCAGAGACCCAUUGCAUUGAGCAAUUAAGACUUAAUAUAUUUCACUUUGUGUGAUUGCAUCUCUGCAGACGCCAGUCUGGAAGGACUAAAAUGUUAAGUUUCUUGGCAACUUUGUGUUCACACAGAUUAACUGUGUAAUUUGUGUGUGUCAAUUACAAUUAAGAG